This is a messenger RNA of Notechis scutatus (mainland tiger snake), 1277 nucleotides long. RefSeq names its product apolipoprotein H (gene APOH). The record is from RefSeq and is a predicted model, not a curated record. Lineage: Eukaryota; Metazoa; Chordata; Lepidosauria; Squamata; Elapidae.
UAUAAACAAAUGUAGGAGGAAGCUAAUAUUUAGCUUUGCUUGGUAUUUAUCUCAGCAAGCAGAGUACUGCAUUUGGAUUCGUUCUGAGGUUUUGCAAACCUGCAGUCAUGUUUCUAGUUCUGUUUAGCUUAUGCUUAGUUGGAAUAACCCAUGUUGCUCUUGCGGAUAAAGUUUGCCCUAGGCCACCUGAAGUUCCUCUGGCUACCAUCAACAUAAAUAAAGAAGCAUACGUAACUGGAGAACACAUUGUAUAUCAGUGUAACCCAGGUUAUACUCCCCAGUCUGGCUCAAGGAGAUACAUAUGUCCUUCAUCUGGUAUAUGGCCUACUGUCAUAUUCAGAUGUAUACCCAAGAAAUGUCCCUAUCCUGGAACCUUGGACAACGGAGAAAUACACAUCACUAACCUCAACUACCUGAGUGUCAUAAACUUUUCCUGUAAUACUGGGUUUGUUCUUGAAGGGCCAACAAGCAGCCAGUGCCAGGUAGAAGGGAGCUGGAGUGAAAGCCUGCCCGAAUGUUAUCCUGUGAUUUGCCCUCCACCUCCAGUUUCUGAAUUUGGAGUUCUCUCUUACCAUAAAAUUGAGUCUGGAGAGACAUUUGUUUUCCAAGACACAAUCAGAUUUAGUUGUCUGUUACCUUUUGCAAUGUUUGGAAGUGAAACAGCUACCUGUCAGGCUGAUGGAAGCUGGACUCCAUUACCUGAAUGCAAAUCUGUAGAAUGUCCAUAUCCAGAACCAAUAGAACAUGGAUUCAUAAACUUUGCUCUUCAUAAUACUUUUCAUUAUCAAGAUACUGUGAGUUAUGGUUGUAAUCUACCUUAUAUUAUGGAUGGAGCUUCAGAAUCAAGGUGUGAGAAAACAGGAACUUGGUCAAAUAAACCAACUUGCAAAGCACCAUGUAACAUACCAGUGGAAAAAGCGACAGUGUUAUACAAUGGGCAGAAAAUAAAAGUGAAAAAACUUAAGAGUAUACAGCAUGCUGAGACAAUCUGGUUUUUCUGCCAAAGUAACACAGAGAACUGCAGUUAUAAAAUACCAGUUCAAUGCAUAGAUGGCCAACUUCCAAUCCCUGACUGUUAUGAAGAACAUAACUGGUUGGUAUCCUUGUUCAAAAAAGAUCCAGCAAACAUGUCUCCAUGUAGCAACUAACUGAAGAUAUCAUCUUCCUAUCCUCCAUGACGUAUCGAAAAGAAGUACUUAUAAAGGGAGAAUUCCUUCAAGAUCACAUAUUAUUUUUUCAAAUACAUUUACCAGCAUAUGUACAUUUAAUGCUCUUUU